UAUAUAGUAUUGAGAUUGUGAUUAAAAGUAAUAAUGAAUUUGUUGAAUUAUUAUUAUAGACUAUAGUAUAGUAGCAAGAGUGAAAUUUUGUUUUCAAGAAUUGAGUCCUAAUUUUAUAAAAGGAGCCAAAAAACCCAAUUCUAUCUAAUCCAAUGAAAACUCCAAGAUCGUCUCUACGUCCGCCACGUCAGCACUAUCCUGAUCGGGAAACCCAAAACGAGUGGUCGAAUAGUUUCCGACUGGUAACAGAGAAAGCAUCUCCACAAUCCCCAAAAUUCUUUCAACACUUGCUCUCCAUUAAUCUUUUAGAUAAUAAACCUAAUUGUUUCUGUUUUGUUUUUGUUUCUGUGAGAUUCUUCCGAGGCUUGAAGCUCAAUAGCUAUGGCUUCUCUUUCAGUCUCUUCCUCUUCAACCAUCAUCGAUUCAAGAGCUCCUCCUUCUCGACUAGCCUCCGCCUCCGCCUCUUCUCCGUCGUGCAUUUCACUUCCCACACUUCCGAUUCAGUCUCAUACCCGUGCCGCUAAAGCCACUGCUUACUGUCGGAAGAUUGUGAGGAACGUUGUGACGAGAGCUACUACUGAAGUUGGUGAAGCUCCUGCCACUACUACCGAAGCUGAGACUACUGAGUUACCUGAAAUCGUCAAGACUGCUCAAGAAGCUUGGGAGAAAGUGGAUGACAAGUACGCUAUUGGUUCUCUUGCCUUUGCUGGUGUAGUGGCUCUUUGGGGUUCUGCUGGAAUGAUUUCGGCAAUCGAUAGGCUUCCAUUGGUUCCUGGUGUUCUUGAACUUGUAGGCAUCGGUUACACAGGAUGGUUCACUUACAAGAACCUGGUCUUCAAACCAGACAGGGAGGCUUUGUUUGAGAAGGUCAAGAGCACAUACAAAGACAUAUUAGGGAGCAGCUGAAUCAAAGGAGGAAGAAGAAGAAGAAGAGCCUUUUUGAGGCCAUUCAUGAAUUGGAAUGAAGGAUAUCAAAAGAAUCUAACACAAAGGCCACGUCCUUCCUUCAAUCUUUCCUUCUUGUAACUAAAUAAUUUUCAUCCUUUCUCUCUCUCUGUCUCUGGUCUUUUUUAGCUCAAAGUAUCAUCCAUUUAUGUCAAAGUGUUGUAAAUUCCUCAAGACUAUAUAUGAGAUGUUUUGUUUCAUUUUCCAAAAUUUCAAACUUUGUCCCCAUUUA
Molecule: messenger RNA, 1177 nt
Organism: Arabidopsis thaliana (thale cress)
Lineage: Eukaryota; Viridiplantae; Streptophyta; Magnoliopsida; Brassicales; Brassicaceae
Gene: PSI-P
Product: photosystem I P subunit
Exons: 6
Coding region: 382-906 (174 amino acids)
Cellular component (GO): thylakoid; chloroplast thylakoid membrane
Source: RefSeq, marked reviewed